Molecule: messenger RNA, 1038 nt
Organism: Anopheles moucheti
Lineage: Eukaryota; Metazoa; Arthropoda; Insecta; Diptera; Culicidae
Product: chaperone protein DnaJ 2-like
Biological process (GO): negative regulation of transcription by RNA polymerase II
Cellular component (GO): cytosol
Molecular function (GO): protein-folding chaperone binding
Source: RefSeq, a predicted model, not a curated record
AUGAACACACCAAAUUAUUAUGCAGCUUUGGCCGUGCGCGAAGAUGCGCCGAUGAGGGAAAUUUGCCAAGCCUAUCAGCAAUAUGCUCCAUUAUGUCAUCCGGAAUCGAAGGACUACGAUCCGGAAGCGUUCCCGAUCAAGAAUCUCGAGCAACGCGAGUAUUGGCUGCUGAUCAAUGAAGCGUGCGAGGUUUUAACGAACGCAGAGUGGCGUGCUCGCUAUAAUGUUGGUACGCUGAAGGAGCACUUCCCGGUGUAUGAGUUCAGCGGCAACUGUUUCGAAAUAUUCCAACAUUUUGCUAUCAAUCCCCGUUCGUACGCACUAAUGCCGCCCGAUGAAAACAACAAUGAAACAGCAGCUCCUCAUGAGCUGGAUAUAGCAUCACUACUGACCGUACCAUCAUUGGUAUUUCAUUUGGAGUUGGAAAUUGAAGAAUGCUUCCAUGGAACAACGAAAGAGAUCACCUUCCCGAGAAGCUUUACCGUCGAAGGUAGAUACCGUACGGUCUGGCAGACGAUGGCCAUCCCGAUUUCACCGUACAUGCGCCACGGCGGUUUAUUUCAAAUGAAAGGGUUUGGCCAUCGGAUCGAUGAAAUGUGGAGUGAUGUGUCGGUGAUACUGGUCGUAAAGCCACACCACACAUUCACCGUUGUCGGGGAUGAUCUGAUGGUCAACGUCACCGUCCCACUGUCCGCGGCCCUGUUUGGCGGAAUUUUACACGUACGGUCGAUCGACCAGAAGUUGUUGACCACUGACAUAAUUCCUCCAUUCCCAACCGCAUUACCGAUGGUGAAACAGUUCCAGGGCGAAGGUAUGAAAACACCCACUGGCCGCGGUAACCUGUUCGUAAAUAUAUAUCCCACCAUACCCCGAGUGCCUCAUCAUUUGCUUUACGACGCGACACGCAUCAUACAUGCGAUCGACGCUCAACAUCUGCCACAUACUGUAGCGCGCGUAAAACUCAUCAAUGGAACCGUCCGCGCGCUUUCCCGCGUUAUCACGUUGCUGCUACUUCCACCCAGGACAGCACAGUUUUAA